This is a messenger RNA of Penaeus chinensis, 3381 nucleotides long. Its product is annotated as alanine racemase-like. Gene Ontology annotation, molecular function: alanine racemase activity; pyridoxal phosphate binding. Gene Ontology annotation, cellular component: cytosol. The coding region runs from base 459 to 1724 and encodes 421 amino acids. NCBI's taxonomy places the organism in Eukaryota, Metazoa, Arthropoda, Malacostraca, Decapoda, Penaeidae. The transcript is spliced from 8 exons. The record is from RefSeq and is a predicted model, not a curated record.
UUUAGUCAGUCGGCAGCCCGCACCCAGGCAAGAGCCACUACAACCUGUGAGAGUCGCUGACACGAUUCAAUCCUGGUCAAGAUGUUAUGAUGUAAAGCGACGCGAAGGCAAGGCGGUCACGAUCCAUGCUUACUUCCGAUGCAGAGUGAGGGUGACGUAACUUCAUCUCGCGAGGGCAGCAAGGUCGCCCGUGUAAUGUAACAGAACUACGGAUUUUCCCCCGGUCGCGUAAAACGUCAAGUGCGGGAAUUACAGGAUCGUUUCAGUUCUUGUAAUUCGUCUUAUUGGAAAGCAAUAAAAGCCCUUGGUAUCGUCUCCUAACCUCCCGUGAACGCAGAAGAAAACUUGCUUCUGAAGGAGGCGCACCACCCGAGCUCCUCCCAACACCCAGUGAUCAUUUUCAACCGAGAAAGCUGUUUCUUUUCAAUCCGACGAGAAAUAUAAUCAACUGAAGAACCAUGACAGGAGAAGCGACAACAUCCCUCAGCCCCACAGCCCGCGUCGGCCCUGCCAAGGCGUCUCUGCUGCCGCUGCUGGACGACGCCUUCGCUCAACUCAAGGUGCCGUCCUUCAUCCACGUGAACCUGGACGCCGUGGCCCACAACAUCGAUGUUCUCAAGGGCCUUUCUUCAUCUCAUACAGAGAUUAUGGGGGUUGUGAAGGGCAGUGCUUACGGCUCUGGUCUCCUGCCGGUGGUGGAAGUCCUCCUGGAGAAGGGCGUGAAGGAAUUAUCAGUUGCCACAGUGGCCGAGGGGGUCUACUUGCGAAGGCAUGGGAUACAGGUCCCUAUUACUGUUCUAGGUAACCUACUGCCGUGUGAAGUGAGCGACGUGACACAGCAUCAUCUCAUUCCGUCCCUCAGCUGGUCGCACGCCCUCACCUCACUACCUCGAGAGGCCUUGGUUUAUCCGGACGGCUCGAGACUCAGAGUGGCCAUCAACAUCGACACGGGGAUGUCUCGCUAUGGCGUCCAACCCGAGGACCUUCCCGCGCUGGUGCAAGAGCUGGACGACCUGGAAGUCAACAUCUACUCCUUGUAUACGCACUUCCAGUCCGCCAUCACAGAGAGGGAGAAGAACCGCAAACAGCUCGACCUCUUUCUCGAAGCUUCUGAACCUUUCACGUCCCGUGGUAUUACUCGACACGUGGCAGCUACAACAGGAUGUGUGCAGGACCUUGGGACUGACCUGGACUUCAUAAGACCCGGUGGAGCUAUCACGGGCUUAUGUUCAGGUAGCGACCGAGAAGGAACGGAGCAGUUCGCAAUUAAAGGCUUCCAACCAGCGUUCUCUGUGGUUACUAGGCCUACCUUCUACAAGCUCCUGAAGGCGGGACGAGACAUCGGCUACGACGGAACGUACACAACUUCUGAAGACGAGUGGAUCGCCAACUUCACUACAGGGUGGUCUGAUGGCCUUAGUCGACGUCUUAGCAAUGGCGUCGGGGCGGUCAAGAGAGUUAACACAGGUGAACGGUGCCCCAUCGUUGGUCGAGUGUCCAUGGACUCCAUCACCGUACGCCUCCCUGAAGAGCCUUCUCCUGGUGAGGUGUUCCAAGUCCUCACUGAUGACUUCGACGACGUGACUUCAGCAGUGGGCAUGGCGAGGAACCUAGGCGGCGCCACCUACGAGAUGCCCGGAAACUGGUCUACGCGGUUGCCUCGCCUCUACACUCGCAACGGAAAGAUCGUCAGGAUCUGCCCGAGCCUUGAAUACACAUGUUGAGGGAUUUACGGCAGAUUGAGGCUUCCUCGUUAUAGCGGGGAUGAUGGUUGAUAGUGAUGGGUGUGAAAUGAUGGGAGCAUGUUGGUCAGAGUCAUAUGAUUGGGGGGAGGGUUCAGAGAGAAUCUGAAUAUCCAUCCUCAGAACUGACGUAGGCAGAUAACAAAAUAAAGGGUCCUUUUGGAGGUCGUUGUAGGCCCCCCAGGCGGCUUUGUACCUUGAAAAUGCAAAUUUAUGUAUAGCACGACUAUAAUUUUUUUUUUAGAAAACCGGUGGUCAUGGCCCCAACCCUCACGUAUCUAACACGUAAAAGUCGACAUUCUUGGUAUUUACACAACAGCACUUUUAAGGGUAAUGUAAUGAUCAGAUGAUGGUGGUUAUCACAGAUUAUUCAUCUUUUCAUUUCUCGUAAUGUACCAAGAUAUACAAUGAAGAAGAGAUGAUGAUAAUGGAAGACGCUAAAGUGUGGUACUUCAUUCUUUUAAUCUUAUGAAUAACUCUGAUAGUUUUCCCUUCUCAUAUAUUUAAAAACCAUAUAUACCACACUAUGCUUGCUUGCAUAAUUAUUGAAGGCACUGAACUGGGGUUGGAAUUGCACUAAACUCUAUUUCUUGUUUCAUCCCUUAUAAUUCUUCUUUAUUUAUUGAUAUACACCAUGUGACUCAAGCGAAAUGAAAAAAAUCGUUGUCAUAUAGGAAAUUCUAUAUAUUAUGCUGAAUAUUUUUUCCACGUUAAUUGUUAAUCCUUGUAAGAUUUUCCUUGAAUGUAACUAAUCAUAUAUAGAGAUAGCCAUCGACUACUCUACCCUCAAAGUUAAAGAGCAGUAUCUAUAUUUUUGUCCAAAUUAUCAUACCCAAAGGAUUUAACCCCUUCUUAAAUCCACUAUCUCCACCUUCUGGACACCUCAGAUUCUAAAACGUGUCCUUAUUUACCGAGAUUUUUACAAUUUUCAUCAACAGUAACUGCAAAGAGGCAGUGGCGACACCACGUAGAAAACCAAAUUUCUCAAAAUCAUGAUUUUGUAGAUACUGCUUUGGGGACAGUAAUGCUUGUGUGUGUUGAAAGAAAAGUGAUCAUAAAUCUUAAUGUGCAAUAAUUGUCUUCUUAUCUUAUCUCCCCCCCCCCCCCUCUCUCUCUCUCUCUCUCUCUCUCUCUCUCUCUCUCUGUCUCUCUCUCUCUCUCUCUCUCUCUCUCUCUCUCUCUCUCUCUCUCUCUCUCUCUCUCUCUCUCUCUCUCUCUCUGUAUAUACACAUAAUUAUUUAUUUAUUCAUAAUUUGGUGAUCUUGCGAAACAUAGAAAGUAUUUUGAUGUGGGCCGUAGAAUCAUGCAAUUGUAGUUAUUUGUGCGGGAUUUUAUCAAAUAAAUUUAGUAUGUAGCACACACACACGCACACACAUACAAACAUCUGUAUACAGGUGUGUGUGUGUGUGUGUGUGUGUGUGUGUGUGUGUGUGUGUGUGUGUGUGUGUGUGUGUGUGUGUGUGUGUGUGUGUGUGUGUGUGUGUGUCCAUACAGUAUUUAUAUAUGUGUGUGUGUAAAUAUUUGUGUUUAAGUGUUCAUGGUUAUGUACAGUGCAUACCGUUUAGUUACACAUAUCUAUUUGAAAUAUAUAUAUUCAGGAAUACAUAUAUGAACAUUACAAAUAAAUUUUUGAAGAUCC